Molecule: messenger RNA, 2983 nt
Organism: Coregonus clupeaformis (lake whitefish)
Lineage: Eukaryota; Metazoa; Chordata; Actinopteri; Salmoniformes; Salmonidae
Exons: 7
Coding region: 1130-2179 (349 amino acids)
Source: RefSeq, a predicted model, not a curated record
UCCCUCCCUCCCCUAGCCUGAAUAAGGUAGGCUUUUCACUCCGGCACCUGCCCUUACCUACAGCACAGAGAGAGGGCGAGAGGGAGGCGAGAGCAGAGCAGCACCUUGGCCCAGCCUCACCUUCCUGUGGGAUUUUCCACCUUACUUCUUAACACAGAACCCAGCUUUGUUUGUUGUUCUCUGGGAACGUUGGGAACAUUCACUCAGCUCUGUGGAGAUCAAAGUCGAGAGUUAAGCUCAUCUCACCUGGCUGUGCAUGGAUGGAUAGCCGAAGUAGUCAAGAUUCCCGUCGGAUUUUCCCAUUUGUUCCCAUUUUCCGAAAAGAAAUGGGAGGAAGGGUCUGAGAGAACCUGGGAGUUCAGGGGGUUUUAACUGCGGGAGAGACGGACAGGUUUGGUGUGUGUGUGUGUGUGAACAAGGUAACGUGUCAGAGCAAGAGAGAGAGAGAAAAAUACUUAAUAGACAAAGAACAUAAGUGAGAGCUAAAGUAGUUCUACGUAGAUGUAGAGUAGAUAUAUGUAGUCCAUUUUUAAGGCUGGCUGGGCAUUGAACAAGAACAAUACAUACAAUAAGGAAAAUAGUCUAUCAGCUGCAACAGGAGUAAUAGAUUGAUAACUUAGUACGUUUUCACUUUCAGGCUGUUUCUUAGUGUUUGUCAGAGUCUAAUUGUCACUGUGUGUGCUCAGAUCCAUUGUGGGGAGCCCUGUGGUGUCAGAGGAGGGUUUUGUUGUAUUCUGAGCACACGGUUGGCCAGUUCAAAUGAUUGACAGGGCUAAAGAAGAACAGUUGUUUCAGGAAGUGGGAGUGAGGCGUAUACAGGAGGACAUGGGGAGAUAAGAUGGAUCCUGCCCCAGCAGCACACUUUGGACCUAAGUCGGACUUUGAUGAACUCAACCUGUACUGGUUCCUGUGGACUUUCCGUGAGGUGGACAUUUUCUACUACCGCCAUCUUUGACCUUUGGCACCAGGAAGUAAAACACUGCCAGGGGAGAGGGUUAUCUCAACACCUCAAACCUUAAUCCAAUUAUUUUUUAAGUAUUGACGGUUGGAUACCAUGUUUCACUGGUUUCCAUGGUGACCCAGUCAGCACGGUGACCUGUCAGCAUCAUCACGGUGGUAGCCAAUAGCCAUGCAGUACCUGGGUGGUAAACUGUCCUCCGCCCAGGUCCAUGUCUCUGGCUGGGUGGGCAGCGUGCGUCGCUCCCUACAGGGGGCACUGGACUUAGUCUGGGGAGAUGAGGAAGAGGUGGUGGUGGUGAAAGAAGAAGAGGAGGAUGAGGGAGAAGGUGGGGGCGGGGGCAGGAGGUUCGAGAGGGCUGUGUCCCCUCUGCAUAGCUUUGCCUCCCGGAGCCGGAAAUCCCUGAGGUUGUUCUCUGUCCGGAGUCGCCAGCGGAUGACGCUACGUAGACGGGCAGCAGACACCAGCGCUGAGCAGUUGAAGUGCUGUGUGGGGCUGGGAGAGGGACAUGACACAGAGGCUCUGAUUGGUGGAGAGCCAGACAAGCAGUAUGGGGGCUGUGACACUAGACUGUCUGAGGAUAACAGUCCGCAGACGACAGUGGAACAGAUCUCCCCUGUCACACCAGAUGAGCCUAACAGUACAUAUCCACUAGAAGAAACAGAGGAGCCAUUAGCCUUUCCUGAUAUUUCUCCUCCUCUAUUGGACACCAGUGCUCAGCGUGCAAGGGCAGAGCUGAGGAAGAGUCGGAGGACCCGCCCCCCUCGUGCUGUCCGUCAGAACCCUACCACAGCAACGCUUGAGGAAGACUGCGACCACGACUGGAGGUUCUGUGACUCCUCAGAUAAGGUGGACUCUCUGACAAGGGGAGAUUGUGAGUCUGAUGAGGAGCAGCCCAGAGGGAGGGAAGUAUGUUCACCACCUUCCCAGCCCCAGAGAAUACCCCUCUUUUCUGGAAUGGACCCGUCCGCCCUCAAGGCCCAGUUAAAGAAGCGAAGAGGGGGAGGAGGUAAAGGAGAAGACAAAGAAGGUCCGACAGACACACUUGCCCCGUCCCCCUCUCAGCUCUUCCGCUCUCCCGGUUGUUCCUCCUUCCUCCCCGGCGCGUCACAGGUGCUGCCCCUUGUAGGGAACAAAGAUGGAGGGGGGGACUCAUCUCCUUCAUGGCUGCAAGAACUCAAGUCUAAGAAGCGCUUGAGUCAAUACAACAGUGAGGACUAGCUGAGUGGAUGGACCCCAAUUUACACCAGCUAUUACAAUCAAAAUACAUACCUGAUCACUAUCCCCUUCCAUACACACCUUAAAGUGUUAAUUAACUCCAAAUAAAGCCUAUAAUUUGUUAAAAGUUUGCAGUUUGACAAUGUCAGACACACUUUGAUUUUGGAGUGAACUAUCACUUUAAAAUAUGCCCUGUAUCUGUGUCAUGUAAAUUAGCUUUUAUUCCUGUUUACCUCUAGGAGAUACCACCCAGCUAGCACAUUUGGAACUUGUAGGAACGUACGUUUUUGGUUUCCCAUUGGUUCUGGGAAUGAAGCCAUAAGUAUCUUGACCGAUAAAACGGAAAGGUCUGAGAACGGAAGUGAAAACGUGGUCUGUUCUGGGAACUUACAUUUUUAGGUUGCAGGGAGAUUCUGAGAACGUUUUACUAUGGUUCCCUGAAAGCUUUCCUGGGAGGUUUUAUUAACGUUCUGAGAACGGAAAUGAUAGGUUAUUUAAAGGUAAUUAAAUAACAUUCAGAGAAAGUGUUUCAAUAUGACUUUUAAUAACACUGAUAGCUUAGUUUGAACUCCAAGCACAUAUAGGACACAUGAAAUGCAUUUACUUUGGCAUUAAUCAUGCAAACACAUUUCUUUUUUAUUGUGGCAUGGCGUCAGUGAGAGUUGAACCUAUGAUCUUCUGUUUUCUAUCCAUGGAUUUAGUCCAAUGUGCCACUAGAAUGGAGCUAGCGUGCCAUGUUUGUUUUUUACUCAUACAAAGCUGUUUAUUUUCAUCUAUUCAAAUAGACCCCAUUUCAAAGGAAACAAG